This is a messenger RNA of Cajanus cajan (pigeon pea), 2376 nucleotides long. Its product is annotated as putative alkaline/neutral invertase F. Gene Ontology annotation, biological process: sucrose catabolic process. The record is from RefSeq and is a predicted model, not a curated record. NCBI's taxonomy places the organism in Eukaryota, Viridiplantae, Streptophyta, Magnoliopsida, Fabales, Fabaceae. Gene Ontology annotation, molecular function: endo-alpha-N-acetylgalactosaminidase activity; sucrose alpha-glucosidase activity.
UUGUCUUUUUCUUGUAUAUCAAUUCUUUAGCUUGUCAAAAUGCCGUUGUCACAUUGUAUUCUUUUCUUACAUGUACAUGUACAUGUACGUAUUUUUAUGUAUGUAUAUGCAGAGAGAUAGUGUUGUCCCUCUUCUUUUAUUAUCAAAAGAUUAUGGAAUUUGAAUUUCAUGAUUUUUAACUGCAAGACAUCUGUAACGCUGGAUGAGUGAAUGGGCCAUUAUGUUGAUAACUAAGAACACUUGUUGGUAGGAGGUUUUCAAAAUUCAUCAUUUGUCACCACUAGUUGGUGUUCAUUUAUCACAAUACUUAAUUAUAGGAUUUUAGAUAAUCACCACUGCAAUUACAGUACUCUUUGUCGCCAUUAAGGAGAUAUCUUCCUUUCCCAUGGAUUGGUGUCAUAAUGAAAGUUUUAGAAGUGCAGAUGCACUUAGUACUGCGGCAGAAACUGACGAGGAAGAACUUGAUUUCUCAAAGGUAGAUAAGCCAAGGGGUUUAGAAAGAUGCAAAUCAUGUGAAGUACGAUCACUAAGUGAACUAGCCAAAGUUUCUGAGAACUCUUCUCACCCGGUAGAGCAUCUUGAAAAUGCAGUUUCUCUUCUGCCAAAAUCAAUUACAAAUACCCCAGGAGCACUGGUAUUGGAUCCACAUCCACACUUACAUUCACAUCCAAUAGUAUCUGAAGGUUGGGAAGCUCUGAGACGUUCCUUGGUAUAUUUUCGUGGUCAGCCAGUUGGUACAAUUGCUGCUUUGGAUAGUUCUGAUGAGAAAGUUAACUAUGAUCAGGUGUUUGUAAGAGACUUUGUUCCUAGUGCUUUGGCUUUUCUGAUGAACGGGGAACCUGACAUAGUAAGAAAUUUUAUCUUAAAGACCCUUCGCCUUCAAUCAUGGGAGAAAAAGAUUGAUAGAUUCCACCUAGCAGAAGGAGUGAUGCCAGCAAGUUUUAAAGUAUUCCAUGAUCCAGUCAGAAACCGUGAGACCCUGAUAGCAGACUUUGGUGAAAGUGCAAUAGGCAGGGUUGCUCCUAUUGAUUCUGGAUUUUGGUGGAUUAUAUUACUUCGUGCUUACACAAAGUCUACAGGAGACACUUCCUUGGCUGAACUUCCUGAAUGUCAGAAGGGCAUGCAUUUGAUUUUGAAUUUAUGCCUUUCAGAGGGAUUUGACACAUUUCCAACUCUACUAUGUGCUGAUGGAUGCUGUAUGAUUGAUCGCAGAAUGGGUGUUUAUGGUUAUCCAAUUGAGAUUCAAGCACUUUUCUUCAUGGCUUUAAGGUGUGCCUUGCAAUUGCUGAAGCAAGACACCGAGGGAAAAGAGUUCAUGGAACGAAUUGCCAGACGCUUGCAUGCCUUAAGCUAUCAUCUGAGAAGCUAUUUUUGGUUGGACUCGAAGCAACUUAACGAUGUGUAUCGCUUCAAAACAGAAGAGUACUCACAUACAGCAGUGAACAAGUUUAAUGUCAUUCCUGAUUCUCUACCAGAUUGGAUAUUUGAUUUCAUGCCUCUUAAUGGUGGUUACUUUGUUGGGAAUGUGAGUCCUGCUAGGAUGGAUUUCCGUUGGUUUUGCCUUGGUAAUUGCAUAGCAAUUUUGUCCAGCUUGGCUACUCCUGAGCAAUCCAUUGCAAUCAUGGAUCUCAUUGAAUCUCGCUGGCUGGCAUUAAUUGGGGAGAUGCCUCUAAAAGUUUGUUAUCCUGCCCUUGAAAAACAUGAGUGGCAGAUCAUAACAGGUUGUGACCCCAAAAACACUAGAUGGAGCUACCACAAUGGAGGAUCUUGGCCAGUUCUUUUAUGGCUUCUUGCUGCUGCCUCUAUCAAGACCGGACGACCCCACAUUGCAAAACGUGCCCUUGAAAUUGCUGAAACUAGAUUGGUGAAGGACAACUGGCCCGAAUAUUAUGAUGGAAAGCUUGGUCGUUACAUUGGGAAGCAGGCACGUAAAUCCCAAACUUGGUCCAUUGCUGGUUACUUGGUGGCUAAGAUGAUGUUGGAGGAUCCUUCACAUUUGGGUAUGGUGGCAAUAGAGGAUGACAAACACCAAAAGCCUGUGCUCAGAAGAUCAAAUUCAUUGUAAGUAAUCCAUAAAAGGAAGAAGGGCAAGGUGCAUUAUGCCAGGCAUCGCUAAUUCCUUUGUUCUAGAGCUGAAGUUCUUAGAGAAACACAAUAUUGUUUUUAGGAAUUGCAUGAAUUUCUUACUUCUUAGUGGAUGAUAUGUACAACUAGAUUUCGAGCGCCAAAUGCCUUGUUUCAACAAUUUAGAUUGCGAUUAUUAAGACACAAAAUCACACACAAAUUGUGUGAGAUACAGUUAUAUCAUUCAUUCUGCCAUCUAAUGCUUAUCAAUUCUGCAUCAUCCUUUUAUGUUAAGUAGAAUAGACUACAUAC